Messenger RNA from Rhizoctonia solani, 1326 nucleotides. Its product is annotated as major facilitator superfamily transporter. The record is from RefSeq and is a predicted model, not a curated record. The coding region runs from base 1 to 1326 and encodes 441 amino acids. Gene Ontology annotation, cellular component: membrane. Gene Ontology annotation, molecular function: transmembrane transporter activity. The transcript is spliced from 14 exons. Lineage: Eukaryota; Fungi; Basidiomycota; Agaricomycetes; Cantharellales; Ceratobasidiaceae.
AUGACCACAAAAUCUCGCCCAGAUGAUGACACUUCCAGCAGCGGAGUCGGUACCCCUAUACGAAAGGCAUCCAAGGACACAUUCACCCAAAAAGAUACCAAAGAACUGGGCGUGCCUUUAGAUGAACUCCGCAAACAAAACCACCGUUACCGUUGGUGGAAGCGCAACCAAAUCAUCGUCGAUCUAGAUAGUACUGCGACUCAACCUUCCGUAUUUGAUGAUUCGAAGACGCUUGAAAUAUACCGACCGCCUGCAUCAUACGAGAAUGCACAUAGGUUCGAUCCGGACGCAAGGUGGACUUGGAGGGAAGAAAAGAAUCUUGUCCGUAAAAUCGACUGGCGUAUAAUGCUUUGGGCAUGUAUCAUGUUCUUCUGCCUCGACCUCGACCGCUCCAAUAUAUCUCAGGCUAACACCGACAACUUCCUCGAUGAUCUUGGCCUAUCAACGAACGAUUUCAACCUCGGAAACACUUUGUUUCGCUGCUCUUUCCUUGCUGCUGAGCUACCCUCGCAACUUAUCUCCAAGCGUCUUGGGCCAGAUGUUUGGAUCCCAACCAGCAAUUACAGGGAAGAAAUAAUCAUGGUUAACCGUGUCUUGCGCGACGACCCUUCCAAGUCGGAUAUGCACAACCGCGAAGGUCUUUCACCAAAAAUGAUUUGGAACUCCCUCUGUGAUUGGCAUAUGUGGCCUCUUUACGUUCUGGGACUGGUUCACAUGAUGCCUGUCGGGCCUCCCCAAACGUACCUCACACUCUCUCUGCGCAAGCUUGGAUUUAAUACAACUGAAGCCAAUUUGUUGUCUAUUCCGUCCGUCGUAAUUGGCAUAAUCACUAUGUUGUUCACAAGCUUCCUGAGCGAGGCGAUCGAUUCUCGAGUGCUUGCCACAGUAGUUCUCCAAAUCUGGGCUUUGCCUUUACUGGUAGCACUCUAUACCUUUGACAGACAGACCUCACAGUGGGCGUACUUUUCCGUCGUGACUCUGGUAACUGGCUUCCCUUAUAUCCAUCCGAUUCAAGUCGCAUGGGCAUCCCGAAACAGCUAUAGUGUUCGCACCCGGACAGUUUCGGCCUCGGUGUACAAUAUGUUUGUGCAAGCCGGCGCGGUCGUCUACGCAAACAUUUACCGCGCGGAUGAUCAGCCCUAUGGUUUUGAUUGGGAUUUGCUCGAUGAAUAUGUGCUAUAUGGGUUGGUAUGGUUGUUCUACCGAACAGUCAACAAGAAGAGAGAUAAGAUCUGGAACUCGUGGAGCAAGGAGGAGCAAACUAGAUAUCUUGAAAAUACGAACGACAAGGGAAACAAACGCCUUGAUUUUAGAUUUGCCUACUGA